AACAUGGGACAACUGCUGCUCCGAAUCUGCAUCAGGUGGAUGGAGAAAACAAGUUUCUUUGUGAAAAUCACGUUGUGCUUUUACUUUACUUUGACAAGAAAAAAGAAAAUUAGCACAUAUGUCACACUCAGUGGGGUGCUGUAGGACAGAGGGCUGGCUGCUGGCUGUGUGAGGAGCCGGAUCAGAGGUGGUAAACAGUCUGAUCCCCUCACUGACAGUCAGGAGCUGGACCGAGGCCAGCAGGGUCACAGAUCAUCUUCCACUUCUCUCCUUUUACCAUCUCUGCCUACAAACAGAAAAACCUACAGAGGCGAAAUGGAAAAACAUCCACAGAACCUCAUCUGACUCGAUCCGAAGACGUCGGUUUCUGGACUUCAACUCCUCAAGCUGGAUUUCCCUUCUUUGGUCUUAUUUCUUAGUCACAUUUUGUGAUUUUAAUCAGCAUUUUUUGGGCUGUUUUAGUGUUUUGUUUUUGCUUUUUUAUUAAAUACUAUACGUGUUCUGGACGUCAAUGGCGGUCGGUGUGCUCGACUCGCAGACAAAAAGCUCCUUAAACGGGAGCACAUUUUUUGACCGUGGCUCUUUGAAAGAGCAGGAACUUCCACCUCCCUUCCGGAGCUACCUUUGUUUGACCAUGUUGACGUGCUUCUGUCCGGCGUACCCCGUCAACAUAGUGGCCCUGGUCUUCUCUGUCAUGUCUAGAAACAGUUACUACCAAGGUGACUAUGACGGCUCCAAGAGGCUGGGCAGGAGCGCCUUGUACGUCUCCAUAGCAUCCAUCAUCAUCGGCCUUCUCGUCAUCGCCGUCACCUGCAUCGUUCAUUUCACCACAAUGGAUCAUUAGCACUGAGAGGAAGGGAGAAUAAAUAUGAGACAAAGCAACAGAAACCGCUGGAUGAUGGUAUCUGGACCGGCUCAUGUUACUUUCCCCUCCUGUUGACGGGAAAUGACUCAUUUUUACUGCUUUCUAUAACUCAUCCCCCCCCCCCACACACACACACACACACAUCUUUUCCUCUUUUCAUUUGAACAAUCAAUAUAAAUGUGAUAUAUUUCUAAGCUAGAUAUCCCACUUGAUUUUCAUUCAGAUGUAGAUUUCUAGAUGUAACGGAAAUCCAAUCAUUUUAGUUUCCACAAGGCCAAGACAGUGGGUGGUGUAUCUUUUCCUACACCAAGCACAAAUUCAGUCUGAAGACAGUGCUCUAAUCUAUAGCUAAUUUCUUGAAGCCAUUCCUUGACUGUAAAAAGAUCAACAUUUAUCUGCCCUAUCCAAAUAGAAUGCUCUCUUGUUUUUACUAUUUUGAAGAGAGCCAGAAAGUUAUGUAUUAUUUAUUAAUAGUCCUUUUUGACACUCUAAUUAUCCUAAAUAUGGUAAUAUUAAUAAUGAUUUUUAAAAAUCCACUUCCAUGUGUGCCGAGGGUUAUUGUUCUGAAGACUUAGCAUAGUAAGUACAGGGCGCCAAUGAGUUGGAGGACUUUUUCUGAAAACUGCAGUAUGAAAUUAUACUCCUACACAUAUGUUUGAAUUUAUUUUAAGGCUUUUUACACGUCUUUACCCGAGGUACCAAUGAUUAUGGAAGUCUUUGUAUUUGAGUGUGUCAAUAUUACAAGGUAAAUAACUUUUCUUGGUAAAGUAUGAUUUUUCUGUGACAAAAAUGUGUCUUUUUAGCAAAAACUUGUUUACUUUCAACUUAAUCAAAUACACCAGGCCAUUAAAAAUGUAUUUGCACACUGAUAAA
Molecule: messenger RNA, 1738 nt
Organism: Poecilia latipinna (sailfin molly)
Lineage: Eukaryota; Metazoa; Chordata; Actinopteri; Cyprinodontiformes; Poeciliidae
Product: transmembrane protein 233
Exons: 3
Coding region: 512-844 (110 amino acids)
Cellular component (GO): membrane
Source: RefSeq, a predicted model, not a curated record